Molecule: messenger RNA, 2547 nt
Organism: Dioszegia hungarica
Lineage: Eukaryota; Fungi; Basidiomycota; Tremellomycetes; Tremellales; Bulleribasidiaceae
Product: putative beta-glucosidase
Exons: 4
Coding region: 1-2547 (848 amino acids)
Biological process (GO): glucan catabolic process
Molecular function (GO): beta-glucosidase activity
Source: RefSeq, a predicted model, not a curated record
AUGCCGCCUUCCAGAUACCCACCCCCUCUGUCCCUUCGCUGCGUAGCGGCAUCUUGCCCUAUCCCCAUAACCAUCAUGCUCCUCCUCGUCCUCUACUUCUCGGGAGGAAGCGGAUCCCCUACCGCUUCGUCACCACGGUACACCCAAACAGGCGUCUACUUCAAUUCGACCGGAACGGCCGCCUACGCGUCGGCGACACUCUACAAUCCCGCCGCUGCCCCAACGCCCAACUACUUCGACUCGGUCCCUCCGGGCUAUACUUCCCCUCAAGCCCCCGCCCCUCUCAACCGUACCUCUCUCAACCCCUCUCCGCGAUGGGACGCCGCCUACACCAAAGCGCGAGCCUACCUCUCCAACUGGACUCUCGAGGAGAAAGUCCAGCUCGCCACCGGCGCAGGCUGGCAGAUCGGUCGGUGCCUCGGAAACAUCCCCGCUAUCCCCUCCCAAAAAUUCCCCGGUCUGUGCCUGCAGGACUCACCCCUCGGCGUCCGGCUCGCAGACUACGUAUCGGCGUUUCCGGCGGGGAUCAAUGUGGCGUCCACGUUUGACAAGGAUCUGAUGUAUGCCAGAGGAUAUGCGAUGGGGGAGGAGUUCAAGGGCAAGGGAGCGAACGUUGCGCUGGGGCCAGCGACGAACAUGGGUCGAGUGGCGGCUGGCGGCAGGAACUGGGAAAGCUUCGGGGGUGAUCCAUAUCUGUCGGGAUGGGCGACCGAGAUGACGGUCAAGGGCAUGCAGGAUGCGGGUGUCCAGGCUGUAGUCAAGCACUAUGUCGGAAACGAAGUCGAGCGGAAGCGCGAGAUGUCCUCCUCCAACAUCGACGACCGGACCCUACGUGAGAUCUACGUCCACCCAUUCCUCCGAGCGGUCCAGAGCGACGUCGUCUCCGUCAUGGCAUCCUACAACCUCAUCAACGGCAGUUGGGCCAGCCAAAACGCGCAAACGCUCAACCAGAUCCUCAAGACGGACCUCGGCUUUCAAGGCUACGUCAUGUCCGAUUGGCAAGGGACGCACUCGGGCGUCCUGGCCGCCAUCAACGGGCUGGAUAUGACCAUGCCGGGCGAUAUCGUCUUCAAUUCCGGUGACAGCUAUUUCGGGUACAAUCUCACGGCGGCGGUACGCAACGGGAGCGUCAGUACGGCUCGGCUUGAGGAUAUGGCGGAGCGGAUACUGGCGGGGUGGUUCUUGGUUGGACAAGAUGAGGGGUAUCCGGCUGUGAACUUCGAUUCGUUCAGACGGUUGUCGACUCUGAACAAUUCGCACGUCGAUGUGAGAGCGGAUCACGACGUGGUCAUUCGGGAGAUCGGAGCAGCUUCAACCGUCCUGCUUAAGAAUGUCAACUCUACCCUCCCCCUCAAGCGCCCCCGAUCCAUCUUCCUCGCCGGCUCAGAUCUCGCCCCCUCCCCUCGCGGUCCGAACGGCUUUGAAGAUCGCGGCGGUCUUAAUGGCACCCUCGCUAUGGGUUGGGGAUCAGGUACCGCGGAAUUCCCCUACCUCGUGGACCCACUCACCGCCAUCUCCUACCAAGCACGGCAUGACCGGUCCCUCCUCGACUGGCACUUUGACGACUGGGACCUCAAGACCCUUCAGGCACGCGCGCAGACCGCUCAGGCGGACCUGGUGCUCGUCGGCGUUCACUCGGACUCGGGCGAAGAGUACAUCACGUACGACGGGAAUGUCGGGGAUCGGAACAACCUCUCUGCGUGGAAUAACGGCGACAAUGUCGUGCUGGCAGCGGCGAACGUCUCAUCCAAUGUCGUGGUCAUCGUCCACUCGGUCGGGCCGAUGGAUAUGGAGAAGUGGAUUGAGCAUCCGAAUGUCACGGCGGUAUUGUGGGCGGGUUUGCCAGGACAGGAGAGCGGCAACUCUUUGGUGGAUGUGCUGUAUGGCGCGUACAGCCCGUCGGGGCGAUUACCGUAUACGAUCGCCAAGCGGCGAGAGGACUAUCCGGCCGAUAUCGACUAUGUCCCCGUCCGAGGCCCACCGUAUCAGCCCCAGGUCAACUACACGGAGGGACUCUUCAUCGAUUAUCGCCAUUUCCAGGAAAGGAAAAUCACGCCUCGGUACCCUUUCGGAUUCGGAUUGUCAUACACCAAGUUCAACUAUACCAACCUCCUCAUUACUCCCCUGACCCAAACGUCCAACAUCCAGGAACACCACUCGCGGAACGUCCAUCAUGCCGGUGCAUCCGGCGGCAACACGACUCAAGUCGGCUCAUCUCUUACCCCAUACCUCCAAGACCCAUUCUACCAUGUCUCCAUCGACGUCCAGAACGUGGGCAAUAUUACAGGCUGCGAGGUGCCACAGCUCUACCUGUCUUUCCCGGCGAGUACGGGCGAGCCGCCCAAGGUGCUUAGGGACUUUAGCAAGGUCAAGCUCUGGCCAUGGGAUGCGAAGCGGGUCGAGUGGACUUUGAGCCGGUAUGAUUUGAGUAUAUGGGAUGUGGCGGCGCAGAGGUGGAAGAUACCGGACGGGGAGAUGGGUGUUGUGGUUGGCAAGGAUAGUGCGGAUGAGGGGGUCAAGGGGAUGUUCUGUCCGGGGCAGUGCUAG